Molecule: messenger RNA, 1302 nt
Organism: Phaeoacremonium minimum UCRPA7
Lineage: Eukaryota; Fungi; Ascomycota; Sordariomycetes; Togniniales; Togniniaceae
Product: putative organophosphate acid anhydrase protein
Exons: 1
Coding region: 1-1302 (433 amino acids)
Molecular function (GO): hydrolase activity, acting on carbon-nitrogen (but not peptide) bonds
Source: RefSeq, a predicted model, not a curated record
AUGGCCACCACUGCUAUCACCAACGUUCGUCUGUUCGAUGGAGAGAACGAACAUUCCCCUACUACGGUCGUUCUCUCUGGCCCAGUGAUUCAAGGCAUUGGUGUACCCAUUCCGGCCGAUGCCACGGUCAUUGAUGGCACAAAUUGUACUUUGUUGCCGGGUCUAAUCGACGCACAUACACACACGAAAAUUCCCCAAUUAAAGCUGGCUUUGACAUUUGGUGUCACUACAGAGCUGGAGAUGAUGGGUUAUUGGACACCGGAGCAGCGCGCCGAGGUUGCAUCUCGUGAUGACAUUGCUGACCUCCGAAGCGCUUCGUUCGGCCUCACGCCGCCUGGGGGCCAUCCAAGCGAACUUCAUGGCCCACGCGGCGGAAAAGGCAAAGACGGUCCACCUGCUGGCAAACCUCCAGGAAGCGGUCCACCUCAUACACAUGGACACGGACAUGACCAUGGCCACAAGGGUGGCGAGGGCAAGAGGCAAGGAAUUAAGGCACCCAAUGCUUCUAACCCCCAUGAAGCCGUUGCCUUUGUGCAAGCACGCAUCGAAGAGGGUGCAGACUACAUUAAAAUCAUGAUCGAGGAAGGGAGCGUUCUGAAGGCGCCCGGGCUACCUGUGCCUAGCAACGAUACCAUUCUAGCUGCUGUGCAUGAAGUACACCGUCGAGAGAAAAUGGCUAUUGCUCACAUUCUUACCUAUGACACGGCUGAGAUAGCUAUUGACGCCGGAAUGGACGGCCUCGCCCACAUUUUCAUUGAUCGGCCUGCUGACGAAUCGUUUAUCCACAAGGCGAAGGCUGCUGGAACCUUUAUCACGCCGUGUUUGUGCCUAAAUGCGUCCAUUAUGGGCCUGCCGCCUGCAUCGUUGGCCUCCGAUGAGCGUGUCUCCUCGAAAUUGAGCCAGGAAUGGCUGUCCACACUAAAGAGCAGCUUCAAUACCUACCCGGCGGGUGAUUUCAAUGUCGUUUUGAAAACAGUUGGGGACCUCCACAAAGCUGGCAUUGAUAUCCUCGCUGGCACGGAUGCAUCCGUUCCAAUGCCACAUCUCGGAGGCCUGGCUCACGGUGCUAGCGUGCACCACGAGCUGCAAUUGCUAGUUCAGGCAGGCUUGACAACGGUUGAUGCACUGAAAGCUGCGACAAGCGUUCCAGCAAGGAGAUUCGGGUUGAAAGAUAGAGGUCAUGUGAAGGAAGGGCUUCGGGCUGACUUGCUUCUUGUGGAGGGUAAUCCUACAAUUAACAUUUCGGAUACUCUGUCGAUCAAGGGUGUUUGGAAACGGGGUGUGAGAUUGGACCAGAACUAA